CGCAGCGCAAACAUCAGCGCAUUGCAUCAACGCAAACGCGAGACGAGCAGGUGCAUGGCGGCACGUGCGCGCACGAUACAGCUCACACGAGUGUAGUGCUCGCUGCCCGAGCUAGCCGGACCGGCGCAUCCCCACUGCUGCCACCUAGACCACACAACCAUACCAUCAGGCCGGCAAGCCGCCAGCCAGACGAGUGGACUCCGCGGUGCCCGCGGCGGCCGGGAUCGAACGAAACGUGAGCAGCGCACCGCAUAGAGUGACAAAGCAGUGUCUUCAUAAAUCAAAUGUCGCGGCGCAUCUCCAUCACUGGUUGGUUGAUUCGCGCACAGGUGAGACAAAGAUGGUCUCCUGGGCCGCCAAGAAGGCGAAAGAGCACGCCGACAAGAAGAAUAAAGAGCACGAGGAGAAAGCAAGAAACCAUCUGCAGGGCACGUACUACAGCAACGCCGAGAAGGAGGAUGUUCAUAGAGAGGAAAAGAUUAUCAUCACGGAAGAACGCACGAAGCAUCUGAACGACCUCAAGCAGCAGAUUUUGGAAAGGAACUCGAAACUGUCCGAGAUCGAGCGGCGCGCUUUUGCGGAGGCUCAUACGCCCAAAAAAAAGAACUUCAUGGACGUAGAAAAGAAGUCGCUGGAGUUCUGGGCGUCCACCGACCCCCACUUCAUGGCCCGGCAAGAAGAAUUACAAAGACUGGAGCAAGAAGUGAAGGCGGAGCAGGAGGAGAUAAUCGAACGACAUCAUCUCCGCGAGAAGUCGCUGACGGAAUUGCGGGACGAAGGGGACGUCGACAAGGUCGGCGCGAAGUGGCUGAAAGAGCAAGAGCGUAAGCGGGAGGAGGCGCUGCGACUCGCAAGGGAGGAGUCGAUCCGGAACGGGACCUACACGCCGCCUCCCGUCGAUGUCGAGUUCUGUUCCCAGCAAAAGGCCCAGGCCAUGCUCGAGGAGGCGCGUCGGCGACUCGAAGCGCAGGAGGGCUCUCAUCAAAAAAAAGAUAAGGUCGGUGCCGCCGCAGCGUUAAUAGCCGAGCUCGAAUGUCUACCGGACGACGAUCCCACUAAACAGGAACAACUCGCCAAGGCUCGGAAGAAGUACGACAAGGCCCUCAAGAAGCAGUCGUCCAAGGUCCAUAUUGAUGAUGAAGCUGAUAAGGCGAAGGCGAUGGAGCAGGUCGAGAAGGCGGCAUCGGCAUUGGCCGAGGCCGAAGCUUUACCGGAUGACCAUCCCGAGAAAGAAAAUAUGUUAAAGAAAGCUCGGAAGAAGUACGCCAAAUCAUUAAGGCGGGCCGAUCUUGUGGAAGGCGACGACGGUUUGGUAUGUACGGCGGACGGCGAACCGCUACCUUCCAAAUUCCAGGUGCGGCGGGGCUUUUCCGAGCGAAAGAAGGGGUCGAGCUUCUUUUACGAUGCGAAAGCCUUGGAGGAGGCGCUUGAUUGGGACGACGGCGCUUUGUACAAGGCGCCGGCCGCGGCGCCGGCGCCGUCGCCAAUCGAGGCGGUCGCGCCGCCGACGUCGCCUCACGACGUCCGCGCGAGCCGCGCGAGCACGUGCGACAGCGACGUGAACGCCGUGAUCGCGCAACGCGUCGAGGAAAUCGUGAGGGCGUCGUCGCCGGUCGCCGCCGAGGCGCCGGCGCCCGCGCCGCCGCGGAAGCGGCGGCGGCGCAAGAAGAAGGCCCUCGCGAAGGUCGCCGCGGUCGACGCCCUGCUGGCCGAGGUCCACAGCCCGGAACGCAAGGCGCAGAUCGAGCGGGAACAACGCCGGGCCGAGGAAGAGGCGGCCGAGAAAGCGGCCGCCGAAAAGAAGGCGACACUCCAGGCGAACUCCGACUCAGCGAAAGAGAUCUACCGGAAGAAACAGGCCGAGCGCCGCGCGAAGAAGGCCGCCAAGGCCGCGGCGCCGGCACCGGCACCGGCGCCGGCGCCCGCGCCUGCGGUAGGCUCGGCGGCAGGCUCCGAAGUAGGCUCGGCCGUGGCGGCACCCGCGCCCCGGAAACAACAGAAGUCGGUGCCCGACGAGCUCGCGGUCUUUGAACCAAUGCAGCGCGAGCCCAUGGUGCCGCCGCCGGGCGCCGCGGCGGCCUUCGAGGACCACGCCUGCGAGCUCCAUGGCUGUAGCGUAGACGCGAACGGGACGUGCGCGGUGACUGGUGGCGAGGACGGCAACGCCUAUGUCUGGGACGUCUCCUACCCGACGUGCGUCCCGAAGCAAAGACUCGAAGCCCACUCCGAGGUCGUGGCCGCCGUCGCUAUUACGGAAGAUGGGCGGCAAGUGGCGACGGCGGGGCGCGACAAUAUUGUCGUGCUGUGGGUCGAGGAGGGUCGCGACUACAAGAACAUCCUGACGUUGAAGGGCCACACGAGCUGGGUCUCGUCCGUCGUCUUUUCGAGUGGGGGCCAUUACCUGGGCACCGGCUCCUACGACGAGACGGCGCGCGUGUGGUCCUGUACGUCUGGAAAGGAGCUGGCCAUGUUCCACGACGCCGAGGUGUCUAACGAUAGGGGCAAGCCCUUCGUUUAUGACGUGGCCUUCUCCUAUGAUGCCAAGAGGUUGCUGGUCGGCGGCCGCGACGGCGUGGGUCGGAUCUGGGACUGCAACAUUGAAGACACGUUCUACGUGGCGAAGCUGCUGGUCACGCUCGAAACCCACGCCAGCGCCGUGCUCUCCGUCGCGUGGUCGGCCGAUGGGAAGCGCAUCGCGACGGCGUCGAAGGAUCGGACGUGCAAGGUCUACUCGGCGAAGACGGGGCGCAUUUUAUCGGUCCUGCAGGGCCACGAGGGCCAGGUCACGUCUAUCAAAUUCUACCCGGCCGAUGGGAGACGCAUGCCCGACGGGCGGCUCGCGCCGCCCGUCUCGCUCGCGACGGCGUCGCGCGAUGCUACGAUCCGCUUCUGGCGCGUCGCGCCGGAGACGCGCGGCUUGGACCCCGAGGAAGGAAGCAAGUGGAACGCGACGUGCGGGGCCAUUCUGCGGGGCCACGUCGACCGCAUUAGUGGCAUCGCCUUCGACGCGACGGGCGCGUCGCUCGUCUCGGCGGGCUUCGACCGCAAGGCGAUCGUCUGGGACGUCCAGCAAAGCAUCAAGCUGGGCACGGCGGAGCCGCCGGAGCCGUCCCUCGACGACGCGACGGUGGACGCGCCGACGGUGGCUGGCGUGCGCGGGGAGUAAUUUGUGUUGUUUACAGUAA
Pelagomonas calceolata is the source of this 3185-nucleotide messenger RNA. The record is from the annotation of a GenBank genome assembly. Lineage: Eukaryota; Pelagophyceae; Pelagomonadales; Pelagomonadaceae.